This is a messenger RNA of Musa acuminata AAA Group (dessert banana), 1670 nucleotides long. RefSeq lists its product as uncharacterized. NCBI's taxonomy places the organism in Eukaryota, Viridiplantae, Streptophyta, Magnoliopsida, Zingiberales, Musaceae. Gene Ontology annotation, cellular component: cytoplasm. The record is from RefSeq and is a predicted model, not a curated record. Gene Ontology annotation, biological process: glutathione metabolic process. The coding region runs from base 1 to 1401 and encodes 466 amino acids. Gene Ontology annotation, molecular function: glutathione binding; glutathione transferase activity. The transcript is spliced from 3 exons.
AUGGCUGCGACGGUGCCGCCGGUGGCGCAUGUGUACUUUGGGAAGCCCAUGCUGCCGGAUGUGUCGAGGGUGCUUGCUUGCCUCUACGAGAAGGAUAUCGCCUUCGAGCUGGUGGACAUGUAUGAAGGCCACCGCAUGCCUGCAGACAUCCUCAAACUCCAGGCCACCAUGAGAGCUCCUGUCCCAGCCUUCAAAGACACAGACACAUUCUUACUAGAAUCCAGAGCCAUAUGUCGCUAUGUGUCAGAGAAGUAUGCAGAGCAUGGAAACAAGUACCUUCUCGGGAGGGAUCUACUCGACAGGGGAUCCAUCGAGCAAUGGCUGAAGACAGAGGAGCAGAGCUUCAACCCUCCGAGCUGGGCACUAGUCUUCCACUUAGCGUUCGCCCCCCUGACAAAUGGCAAUGAACUGGACCAAUCACUGGUCACCGAGAGCGAGAAGAUGCUGGGUAAUGUCCUGGAUGUGUAUGAGCAUAGGCUGAGAGAGAGCAUGUACCUUGCUGGCGAUGAAUUCACUCUGGCAGACCUGUCUCACCUCCCAAACACUCAUUACCUUGUCAACUCUAGGCAGUGGAACCACCUGUUUAAUUCGAGGAAGAACAUCCAGAGGUGGUGGGAGAAGAUCUCGAACAGGCCUUCGUGGACAAAGGUCGUGGCAAUGCUGAAUGAGGUUGAAACUCCAAAGUCAUCUGCUGCUGAAGAAGUUGCCACGGCUCGAGAGGCCAAAAUUAGUCAUCUUUCUCAAACUCCUGCAGCAGCCACAGCUUCUCAGACAAAUCCUCAAUCAACUCCAGUUGUUCCUCAAUCGACUCCUGAGGUCAAGACUAGUCCUCAGACAGCAGCUACAGCUUCCCAGGCAAGUCCUCAAUCAACUCCAGUUGUUCCUCAAUCGACUCCUGAGGUCAAGACUAGUCCUCAGACAGCAGCAGCUACAGCUUCUCAGGCAAGUCCUCAAUCAACUCCAGUUGUUCCUCAAUCGACCCCUGAGGUCAAGACUAGUCCUCAGACAGCAGCCACAGCUUCUCAGACUUCUCCCCGGACUGCUGCGCCAGAACCAAGUAGCAAGCCAUCACUUGAACAGAAAUCAUCCAAAUCAUCUGCUGACAAACCAGAUUCAGCUAUUGACCAACAGAGCUCACCAAAAGGUCCAACAUCCAAUCUAAUCUCUCAAUCAGAACCUGCUACACAGCCAACACCUCAAUCACAACAAGGUGAUUCAUCAACUGCUAAACCAACAUCUGUUACCACUCAGUCAAACCAAAAAACAGAUACUCCUAUUGAUAACUCUGCCGCCACAGGGACUUCAGAGACCAAAGCAACCAGCCAGCCAGAUUCAACUGCUUCAUCUACUGCAUCAGACAAACCUAAUUCCCAGCCAUCUGGUGAUAAACCAGCAUCCUAAAAGUACUCUAGUGGUAAUAUAAAUGAAAAAACAGAGUCUACACCUCAAUCUACUGUUUGCUAAGUGAAUCCAUAUCACCCUGUAGCUCAUCAGUCUCGAAGAUCCAAGUGGACGAGCUCCUGGUCAGAUGAUUUCCAGCAAAAUGCAGAUCCAAGCACUACAACGAAAUCUUGUUCUUGCACGCAGUCUCCUGCAGAUCCUGCCAAGAUAACGAAAGUAAUCGCUUACUUGACUCCAUCUUUUUGUCAAGACUUGCUUUUAGAGCUUCU